Messenger RNA from Rhagoletis pomonella (apple maggot), 1301 nucleotides. It is a transcript of the gene Fdh, whose product is annotated as alcohol dehydrogenase class-3. Gene Ontology annotation, biological process: formaldehyde catabolic process. The record is from RefSeq and is a predicted model, not a curated record. Gene Ontology annotation, cellular component: cytosol. Gene Ontology annotation, molecular function: zinc ion binding; S-(hydroxymethyl)glutathione dehydrogenase [NAD(P)+] activity. Lineage: Eukaryota; Metazoa; Arthropoda; Insecta; Diptera; Tephritidae.
CCACCAGUUGAAGCAGUUGCGAUCGAUACAUCGUGAAAAAGCUUUUUUUCUAUUCACUAAACUUGGUUUAUUGUGAAUAUUAAUAAGUAGCAUAAAGUUAUUCUGGAAGAUGUCUUCAACAGCAGGCAAAGUUAUCACUUGCAAGGCAGCCAUUGCAUGGGAGGCGAAAAAGCCGCUAGUAAUCGAAGAUGUAGAGGUGGCUCCGCCGAAAGCGCACGAAGUGCGUAUUCAAAUCGUAGCAUCCGGCGUUUGCCAUACCGACGCAUAUACUCUGGGUGGAUUUGACCCAGAAGGAGUGUUCCCUGUAAUACUUGGCCAUGAAGGAGCUGGUAUUGUUGAAAGUGUUGGAGAUGGUGUUAACGCAUUUAAGCCCGGGGACCAUGUCAUACCGCUGUACAUUCCGCAGUGCAAAGAAUGCAAAUUCUGCAGGAGCAAUAAAACAAAUCUCUGUCAAAAAGUUCGUACAACGCAAGGCCAAGGUGUUAUGCCAGAUGGCACAUCGCGUUUCACAUGUAAGGGUCAUAAGGUAUUCCAUUUUAUGGGCACAUCGACCUUUGCACAAUACACAGUGGUUGCUGAUAUCUCCCUUUGCAAGAUUGACGAGAAAGCUCCACUUGAAAAGGUUGGACUUUUAGGCUGUGGUAUUCCUACAGGCUAUGGCGCCGCAAUUAAUACUGCUAAAGUAGAGUCCGGCAGUACUUGCGGAAUUUGGGGCUUAGGUGCUGUUGGUCUAGCCACCGCCAUGGGUUGUCGCAAAGCUGGCGCCUCAAAAAUCUACGGUAUCGAUAUAAAUCCGGAUAAAUUUGAAAUUGGAAAAAAAUUCGGUAUCACCGACUUCAUCAAUCCCAAGGAAGUGGCCGAUAAGGGACCCAUUCAGAAUUAUAUCAUUGACCUCUUGGAUGGUGGCUUCGAUUAUACCUUUGAAUGCAUUGGCAAUGUUAACACCAUGCGAGCUGCACUUGAAGCGACACACAAAGGUUGGGGCACAUCAGUUAUUAUUGGGGUUGCUGCAGCUGGUCAAGAGAUAAGUACACGCCCCUUCCAGCUUGUUGUUGGUCGCACAUGGAAAGGCACUGCUUUUGGCGGAUGGAAGAGCGUCUCGGAUGUGCCCAAGCUGGUGGAAGAAUACUUGAGAAACGAAUUAAUGGUCGAUGAAUUUAUUACGCACACUAUGGGCAUGGAAAAGAUUAACGAGGCAUUUGAUUUGAUGCAUGCAGGCAAAAGCAUCCGUGCCAUUGUAAAGUUGUAGAAAGGAAGAAAUGCAUUUAAUAAAGCAAAUAUUUGUACCAACAUGAUUUUCA